Eutrema salsugineum is the source of this 1070-nucleotide messenger RNA. Its product is annotated as auxin-responsive protein IAA3. NCBI's taxonomy places the organism in Eukaryota, Viridiplantae, Streptophyta, Magnoliopsida, Brassicales, Brassicaceae. The transcript is spliced from 3 exons. Bases 192 to 752 code for a protein of 186 amino acids. Gene Ontology annotation, molecular function: protein binding. Gene Ontology annotation, cellular component: nucleus. The record is from RefSeq and is a predicted model, not a curated record. Gene Ontology annotation, biological process: regulation of DNA-templated transcription.
AUCUUUAUUUUCCUUAACUUCUAUAAAACACUCAGCUUACACGAAGCUUCAUCUUCAUAUUCAUCAUCUCUCCUCCCCUUUCGAAGAGAAAGAACCCAAAAAGCUUUCCUUUUUUUUGUCUCCUGCAACGCUUGAAGAAAACUCUCAGAAGAGGGUUAAAGAGAAGUUUUUUUUGGAGAAAUUGUGUGAAAAUGGAUGAGUUUGCUAACCUCAAGGAAACAGAGCUGAGGCUGGGAUUACCAGGAACGGACAAUGUAAGUGAAGAAAGAGAGAGAGUUUCGAGCUGUAAUAAGAGAGCAUCACCAAGUGAUACUGAGAAUGAGAUUGAAUCAUCAACGAGGAAAACCGAAACAUCCCCUCCUCGAAAGGCUCAGAUUGUUGGUUGGCCACCGGUUAGAUCUUACAGGAAGAACAUCAUUGAGACAAAGAAGAAUGAAUCUGAUCACGAGGGUCAAGGAAUCUAUGUGAAAGUAAGUAUGGACGGUGCACCAUACUUGAGGAAAAUAGAUUUGAGUUGUUACCAAAGAUACUCAGAAUUGCUCAAAGCUUUAGAGAUGAUGUUCAAAUUCUCUGUGGGAGAGUAUUUCGAGAGAGAAGGAUACAAAGGCUCAGAUUUUGUGCCUACUUAUGAAGACAAAGAUGGUGAUUGGAUGCUCAUUGGAGAUGUUCCAUGGGAGAUGUUUGUAUGUACUUGCAAGAGACUAAGGAUCAUGAAAGGAUCAGAAGCCAAAGGUUUAGGCUGUGUUGUAUGAGGCAAGUCUUCAGGAAACCUAACAGAGACACAAGAAACCUAAAGAGAACAGAGUUUUUCUUGAUCGAGAUAAAUCUCUGUCUGUGCUCGAUCGGGUUCUCGGGCGGGAUCUAUGUUCAUCGGAUUGAGUUCAAGUCAUAGCAGUUUUUUACCUUAUCGGUAAAUUUUGAAUGUAGAAGAGUGCUUAAUGAGCUCAAACAUAUGAAACUGGAACCUAAUUACCUUUCGUUUCAGAAAACAGGUCAAAAGGUUGUCCUAGUCUUUGGUUAUGUAUGAGAAUUAAACGAAAAGUGUUAUGAGAAUUAAACGAAAAGUGUUA